AGGCUCAGCAGCCCAGACUGGAAGUCCCUGGGAACUUCACUCUCAAACUGCCUGAGGCCCUACUCUUCAGGUGGAGUAUGGUGAUGGUUCCUGGGGUGGAAAAGACCAUGUUCCGGAUUCUCAGUGUCUCCAGUAGUAGCAGAAUUCAAAUCCUGGUUUUAGAAGGUCUUUACUGGUUAUCACCAGCAGCUCCUCUCUACUAGGGAAGGAGCAAAGGCUGCAGCUUGGAAAAGACUUGCUGAAGGCUCUCAGCUCAGUGGUAUCAUUGUUGAGCCAUUCAGCUUCUGCCCUAGAUGGGCAUGAUCAAAGUUGGAGCACUUUUUGGAGCACUUGACAGCCUGGCCAAGCCUGAUAUCAGGAGCAGAGAAGCACCUGGUUUCUUGGGCCAGUCAGAGCAUUUCGCUAACAAGUCUGUGCCUUCCUGAUGACAACUUUUUCCCUGUCCAGAAAUCUUGGUGCUGAUUUUGAGGCUGUGCUUUGGACUGGCAUGUUCUGUAAUAACAUCUUUCCUGCCUUGGAACGGCCCGGGAUGUUGGACUUCACAGGCAAGGCCAAGUGGGAUGCCUGGAAUGAGCUGAAAGGGACUACCAAGGAAGAUGCCAUGAAAGCUUACAUCAACAAAGUAGAAGAGCUAAAGAAAAAAUACGGGAUAUGAGAGACUGGAUUUGGUUACUGUGCCAUGUGUUUAUCCUAAACUGAGACAAUGCUUUGUUUUUCUAAUACUGUGGAUGGUGGGAAUUCGGGAAAAUAACGAGUUAACCCAGUUACUCAAGGCUGCUCACCAUACGGCUCUAACAGAUUAGGGGCUAAAAUGAUUACUGACCUUCCUUGAGUAGUUUUUAUCUGAAAUCAAUUAAAAGUGUAUUUGUAACUUUAAAUAA
This is a messenger RNA of Nomascus leucogenys (northern white-cheeked gibbon), 881 nucleotides long. It is a transcript of the gene DBI, whose product is annotated as diazepam binding inhibitor, acyl-CoA binding protein. Gene Ontology annotation, biological process: fatty acid metabolic process. Gene Ontology annotation, cellular component: mitochondrion. Gene Ontology annotation, molecular function: fatty-acyl-CoA binding. The transcript is spliced from 3 exons. NCBI's taxonomy places the organism in Eukaryota, Metazoa, Chordata, Mammalia, Primates, Hylobatidae. The record is from RefSeq and is a predicted model, not a curated record. Bases 425 to 655 code for a protein of 76 amino acids.